GUGUACUUCAUUUCCCACAACUCCUGUAGCCGUACUUCCUGGUUAGAUAACACGUAGCGUCACUUACCAAAGAGAGCUUCAGAGUAGCAAACUAGCGACAAAACGUGGACUUUUACCGAUUUAUUUGAUGUAUUUACGAUUGUUGGACACUCACGUUCCUUAACUUUGAUGAUAAUGAAGCCGCAGCGGCGCGUGUCGCUGUGUUUGGCCUCAUAUGUAGGUUAAUCUAUGUUACCAAGCUAAUAUUGGCAUGAAUAGUUAGCAAGUAAUUGUGUUGUUUACAAUUUUUUCAAGAUGUAUACUUUAUUAUCUGGAUUAUAUAAGUACAUGUUCCAAAAGGAGGAAUUCUGUGUUUUGAUCCUGGGACUGGACAACGCUGGGAAAACGACCUUUCUGGAACAAACCAAAACCAAGUUCAGUAAGAACUAUAAGGGAAUGAAUUUAUCAAAGAUCACAACCACAGUUGGCCUGAACAUUGGCACAAUCGAUGUGGGCAAAGCUCGUCUGAUGUUCUGGGACCUUGGCGGUCAGGAUGAGCUCCAGUCUCUGUGGGACAAAUACUACGCUGAGUCCCAUGGAGUCAUCUACGUGAUCGAUUCAACUGAUGAGGAGCGCCUGUCUGAAUCAAAAGAGGCCUUCGAGAAAAUGAUAAGCAGCGAGAUGUUAGACGGUGUCCCGCUCCUCGUGCUGGCCAACAAGCAGGAUGUACCGGACUGUUUGUCAGUGCCAGACAUUAAAACAGCCUUCAGUGACUCUGCCCCGAAGAUCGGCAAGAGAGAUUGUUUAGUCCAGCCUUGUACGGCCCUGACAGGGGAUGGAGUGAACGAAGGCAUUGAUUGGAUGGUGAAGUGUGUGGUCCGAAACAUUCACCGGCCACCCAGACAGAAGGACAUCACGUAGGAAGGCUCCAGCGCUGCUACCGCUGACUUUGGACUGCUGGUUUUUCCUUGAGGACAUUCCAUGUAAACCCUGGAGCUGAUACCCUCUCCUCUCUCCUUGUGUUUUGCUGUGACUUUGAACGUUUGGAUUUUGGCUUUUGGCUUUUAGGGGUUCAUUACAGACAGUGUCACAGGUUUUAUUUUAUUCUUUUAUCACAAAGCAUCAUUUCAGAUGUGCUUUGAAUGGACUCUGACUUGUUACACUGUUUGAAGAGGUGUCAUGACUUCUUCUGCUUUACAUGUGGGCAGUCUCUGGAGCUGGCUGGGGCUGCUGCGACAUUCGCCACUGAAGCAAAGAAGCAUCGGUUCUCAUGGGAAAUAUACAAAAUGGCAACGGGGGGGGGGGGGGGGUUCUCUGAUGGUUUACAGUAUCAGAUCAACUGAACAAUAUUUAGCUCACAUUUUUAAAGUCAAAGUUAAAUUUGCAUCCUCCACACUUUAUGUGUAAAGAAAUAUUAAGGAUGCUCUGGUUGGGCCGCUUCCUUGACAACCACAGAAAUAGAAUAGGAGCAGAACGGACAUUGAGAUGUUUUCCUUGGUCAUGUGACAGGGUCAAAAGAAAAAUUGACAUUGUUGUUUUGGUGACGGCACCCGUCAGGGGACAGCUGUUGUGAGUUGGUCGAGUAACGCAAGUUAGUUUAUGUGGAAGUUAUUAGCCCGCUUAAACGGUCGCAAUGGCAACGGUGCACAUAAAAAUGGCCACCACACUGACCUUUUGCUUUCUACUCCUAUUUUAUCUCUAUGGUGACAAAAGAAAGGGGGCAUGGCUAGAAGACGUGCAGAGGUUCAUACUUCAUGAACUUAAUUUUUUCCCUUUUUCAACACAAGUUAUAUAUAUAUAUAUAUAUAUAUAUAUAUAUAUAUAUAUAUAUAUAUAUAUAUAUAUAUAUACACACACACACACACCUGGAACAAAACGUUAAGAUCUCUUCAACUUGUGUUAAGCAGACCUUUUAUUUAUUUUUUAACUCAUUCAGUUAAUACUCCCCUUGUUAGUUUUGAAGCUCUCACGUGUCUGACAAAGGGCAGUCACUAACUAGUGUCUAAAACUAAAUGAGUCUACUAAAAGUCACCAGAACACAGCCUCGCUGUGGGUAGCCUGAUGUUAGCAUUGACUUCACACUUCAACAAUCUGAAAAGUGGUGUUCAUUUGUGAAGAUUAUCUUGCUGAACAAAAUAUGUAUGAUACAUGUUUGUUUUUCCGCAGAGUUUAUUUUCUGCAAUAAUCCAAAAUCUAAUGGAAACAUCCCAUUCGCUUUUUGUGGAGGGAACCAGUGCGAUGCUAACUUCCUGUUGGUCUCGGACAUCUCUGCAGCUCUCCAUGGUUUGUCGGUCCCUGCACAACAUUGAGCGUUUGGGAGGAGUUUGUGACGUAUGAAAUCAUAGAUGGUACUUAACAAAUGUGAAAAACAGGGUUAACUGUCUGUGUGGUAGUCGACAUUCAAGAGAUGCAACACAGAUGAGACAUAACAAAUCCUGCUCCCUAGUCAAAGCCAAUGUAGGGGGCACUGAAUGAGUUAAAUAUAAUAAAAGACUAAUUUAAUUUCUCUUCGACUUCAAGGUUUGAACUCUCCAAUCUGCACACUACCUGCUCAGCAUUUACUACUUUUCUUUACCUGUUGUCAUGUUGUUUCUAACCCCAAUCCCCUAAAACGCCUAACUUGUUGUGUUAUUUAUUCAUCGGGUUUUUGGCCUGACGUAACUAUCAGAUGAUGUCAUGAUGGAUAAAUGAGAGCACAUGGCUUACUUUACUUUGACAGGGUUUCCUGUGGCAGCUUUGCAGUGUGGAGAGUUCAAAUCCAAAUAAUGUGAGCUAAAAUAGUUUGAGUCCAACUCUCCAUGAAAAGGAGAAGAAACUGAACAGUUUGUUUUAUUUUUAUACUCACCUUUUUUGGUUGCAUAAUGUUACUGAUAGCACAAUGCAGCUCAUUGUAGCUCCAUAAUAAAGGGUCGACCAAUAACGUGGCCCUAAAGGUUGAUAGUGUUGCAUUUGUAAGACAUCUGUGGGGAGAAUUAAAAUGGAAACGGCUCAGAUAUGACAUGAAUACCUCUUGUCAGCUUGCUGUAAAACCAGCUGUUCCCUAAAGUUGAAGCCCACAUUCUCUCACUCAGCGCCAGAACAAUGCAGGUGUUUUCAUAAAGUGUAGAAUCAUCAUUAUCUAGCAAUCUGUUUUAGUUUCUUUAUGUUCCCCGUGUAUCCUUUGACUUCUUUAAAACAUUCAUAGUUUGAUCAAAACGUAAACAAUUUUUUGGGGGUUGAUUGACUUUGGAAAUAUGAAUGCUCAUAAUUGGACACUACAGCUGGGUAAGCGGGCAGGAUAUCUGUCACAGGAAUCCUGCCGCAUCACUUUAUACCAGAAGGGUCACUUGCGAUGUAUGAAGUUGUGUCCUCUGUCAGUCAUAUAUGGUAGGUGAAAAUAAUAAACUUCUAAUUUCAAAGGCA
Messenger RNA from Cyclopterus lumpus (lumpfish), 3381 nucleotides. It is a transcript of the gene arfrp1, whose product is annotated as ADP-ribosylation factor related protein 1. Gene Ontology annotation, biological process: Golgi to plasma membrane protein transport; intracellular protein transport; protein localization to organelle. Gene Ontology annotation, cellular component: Golgi apparatus. The coding region runs from base 295 to 900 and encodes 201 amino acids. NCBI's taxonomy places the organism in Eukaryota, Metazoa, Chordata, Actinopteri, Perciformes, Cyclopteridae. Gene Ontology annotation, molecular function: GTP binding; GTPase activity. The record is from RefSeq and is a predicted model, not a curated record. The transcript is spliced from 7 exons.